AAACUGAUAAUUUACUUUUUCCUUUAUAGAGUGGAAAACCACCCAUCAAUGAUAUGUUCACAGACCUCAAAGAUGGAAGGAAGCUCCUGGAUCUGCUGGAAGGCCUCACAGGAACAUCACUGCCAAAGGAACGUGGUUCCACAAGGGUCCAUGCUUUAAACAAUGUCAACAGAGUGCUGCAGGUUUUACAUCAGGACAACGUAGAUUUAGUGAAUAUAGGAGGAACUGACAUUGUAGAUGGAAAUCACAAACUGACUUUGGGAUUACUUUGGAGCAUCAUUUUGCACUGGCAGGUAAAAGACGUCAUGAAAGAUGUCAUGUCAGACCUUCAACAGACAAACAGUGAGAAGAUCCUACUGAGCUGGGUGCGCCAGUCUACUAGGCCAUACAGCCAGGUCAACGUCCUCAACUUCACCACCAGCUGGACAGAUGGACUUGCCUUUAAUGCUGUGCUCCAUCAACACAGACCUGAUCUCUUCAGCUGGGAUAGAGUUGUCAAAAUGUCCCCAAUUGAGAGACUUGAACAUGCCUUCGGCAAAGCUCAAACUUAUUUGGGAAUUGAAAAGCUGUUAGAUCCUGAAGAUGUUGCUGUUCAGCUUCCGGACAAGAAAUCCAUAAUUAUGUAUUUAACAUCUCUCUUUGAAGUGCUUCCUCAGCAAGUCACUCUAGAUGCCAUCCGUGAAGUAGAGACACUCCCAAGGAAAUAUAAGAAAGAAUGUGAAGAAGGAGAGAUUAGUUUACAGAGCUCAGUGCUGGAGGAGGAGCAUGAGAGCCCUGGAGCAGAAACCCCCAGCACUGUUGCCGAGGUUGACAUGGAUCUGGACAGCUACCAGAUAGCGCUGGAGGAAGUGCUGACCUGGUUGCUUUCCGCCGAGGACACUUUCCAGGAGCAGGAGGACAUUGCUGAUGAUGUGGAAGAAGUCAAAGACCAGUUUGCUACCCAUGAAGCUUUUAUGAUGGAGCUGACUGCACACCAGAGCAGUGUGGGGAGUGUCCUACAGGCAGGAAACCAGCUGAUAACACAAGGAACUCUGUCAGAUGAAGAGGAGUUUGAGAUUCAGGAACAAAUGACCCUGCUAAAUGCUAGAUGGGAGGCACUUAGGGUGGAUAGUAUGGACAGACAGUCCCGGCUGCACGAUGUGUUGAUGGAACUGCAAAAGAGACAGUUGGAGCAGCUCUCCGCCUGGUUAACGCUCACAGAGGAACGCAUCCAAAAGAUGGAAACUUGCCCCCUGGAUGACGAUUUAAAAUCCUUACAAAAGCUGCUAGAAGAUCAUAAAUGUUUGCAAAAUGAUCUUGAGGCUGAACAGGUGAAGGUAAAUUCACUAACGCACAUGGUGGUGAUUGUUGAUGAAAACAGUGGUGAGAGCACCGCUGCUCUUCUCGAAGAUCAGUUACAGAAACUUGGUGAACGCUGGACAGCAGUGUGCCGUUGGACUGAGGAACGUUGGAAUAGGUUACAAGAAAUCAAUAUAUUGUGGCAGGAAUUAUUGGAAGAACAGGUAUGAAACUGUUAUCCAUAAUGGGCAAGACAGAUGGUGAAAAGUAACCUAUCUUUAAUGUUGGCAUUAUGAUAAACUUGUCUUGUUUACUUUCCUUUGAAAGGAAUAUACACAAUGUUUAUUAUUUUCAAAAUCAGAUUUCUAUGCAUUUUAUAACUAACUGAUCAAGUAGCUUAUUCAUUGAAAUCGCGUUAUAUGGCUUCAUUGUAGUAACACUUAAUUUGAUGUGUUCAUUAUUUAGAAUGUUAGUAUUUAGACAUUCUACUUUCAUGAUUAUGUUUUUUUAUUGUAUUUGUGUUGGGUAUUGUGUUUGAACUUGUAUCAACAUUGUAGUGCCUAGUAAAUAAUGCAUAAAUUAAUCCACUCAAUGCUUUGUGAAUUUUAAAUCACAGUUUUUCUUGAUUUUUAACCAGAAUAACUGCUGAAAUUAACAAGAAAAUAUUAUUUAGCAACACCAUUAAUUUAAUACUGGAUCAGUACUGUAUUUUUUCCAAUAAGGAUUACUAUGGCAAAUGAACUUUUGGCACAAAGCUGCCACUUAAAGUUUUCAGUCAGAAGGGUGGCCCUUUGCCUACCCUCCAUCCUUCCAGAAGAGCAACCAUCAAAACAGAAUACAAAUAAGCAAAACUUUUCUCCCAAAGUGUCAGACAUUUGUGGUUUUAGAAAAUAGGCAGAUACUUUAUUCCCACAUUUCAGUGUCCAUUUAGUUCUUUUAAAUGCAUUUCCAUCCACAAAAAGCGACUAUAUUCUUUUCAAGGGAUAAAAACAAGUGUAUGAUGUUUUGUGGUUUACUAAAUAUGGUGGCAGAGAGAACAUCUUAAAAAGUAGGUUGCAAAAUUUGUCCCAGUAGAAAUUAUCAAUCACUACCUCUUGCCCCCAGUCUUUGGCCAGAAUUUUCUUAUUAAGAAUCCUUUGAUGGAUCUUAUUCUGACUUCUGAAAUAUUUACAUUUCACUUUAUAAAUGUUUAUAUUUACUUGGACCCUUGUAUUCAGGCCAAAGAGUCACAGAGAAUAAUUAACUUUUACUUCAGUAAUGACAGUAGGAGACAUUGAUUGCUAGAGAAAACCAUCGUGUUACUCUUCUACUAAGUAAAAUAAUUUAAAAUUCAGAAAUACUUUCAAUUUGGUAAUUAAAAAAUAUUUUAAAAAUAGGGACUGACUAGUAUUUUGGCCACUUGUAUUACUUCCGAUUUAAGACUAAUCUUUGAGUGGAUUUCUGCUAGUGUUAGGGAUGGAAGAAUCUUGUUAAGAUGUAGAAUUGGA
Molecule: messenger RNA, 2765 nt
Organism: Leptonychotes weddellii (Weddell seal)
Lineage: Eukaryota; Metazoa; Chordata; Mammalia; Carnivora; Phocidae
Source: RefSeq, a predicted model, not a curated record